GUCGGUUCUAGCCUUGCACAGAACCUUCAUUGGCAUCUUCGCUCGUGUUUUGGUCGGGGUCUCUCCCCGUGGUCCACUACAAAACAUUCCAAAAAGGUUCGGGAAAACGCCCCCGAAUCCAUCGAGACAUGGGGGAAACCUUGCGAGUCAGUCGUCUUCAGAUUUAAUUGUUCUAGGCGUCCUACUUAAAUCCACGUGUUGAUCGAAAUCACCUCCAGGAUGACAAUCUCUUCUGUGUGGGAAGGACAAGAGACAUCUCAAGCCACGCCAAUGGUUCGAGAAUGCCGAUCCCGGUCUCACAAACAAUUACAUACAUGCUCCAUACAUCGCGCCUGAUCGAUCACGAUCGCCUGAGUCGGUGGAGUUUCCAUUGAGUAAACAUUUGAGGUGUUCAUUUCGUUUCUCGUAUUAAAAGCUUGGACCGCGCCGUCGGCCCAUGUGAGAGCCAAUCUCCAGGUCAAAAUAGCAAGUUGAUCGGACGACUAGCCUGGUAGCCUGAGGCGCUGGCUUCAGGUUCCCGACCGACACGUGCUCCGCGGAAAAGAAAGUUCACGCCUGGAACCAUGAAAUGCCGGCCCAGCUUUCAUCGAUUCGAUUUUCCGAACCCCUGUCGUUUUACCCUAUUGGCCGGUUGCCUGCAUGGUCUUCAAGCGAGUGACCAUCUGCGAAUUAGCACAAUGCCACCCUACUCGGACACUUUUCCAGGAACGCACUACGACCUCAACAGGUGCCGACCCCUUCCUACCACUUCGGGUGAGGAUCGCCUGCAGCCUAACCACCGUGAAGCACGCAGUGUGGGCUAGUGGAAUGCAUCAUGUCAGAUAUAGAAUAAAGGCACCGGUGCAUGGUUUAGUAUCGUUAUCGACUUUUCCCCUGCCAGUCCUGGAUCGUCGUGAGCGUGAGGGCGAGAUACCUAUUGUCUCACUUGUGGAGUCUGUCAGCGCGGCUGAAAUGGAAAUGGGUAAUAGUGCACGACCAAGUGGAGGAGCUGGCUCUCGGGCCUCGUCUUUUCGUGAUCUCCGCCGCACUCCGCCCGAAGGGCUAAGAGAGAGUCGUUGGAGUAUCGAGAAACACCGAGGAUGGCCAGGUCGCUGAUCGGCUGUUUAGCCUGCAUUUGGGCUGGCCUAGCUAUUGCCACGACUUGGCGAUUGUCGCCUCCUCCUGCUCUUCCACUAUCUGCGCCGAUUUUCGAUGAACUAUUAUCGCCCCUAUAGAGCGUGUCCGUGUUGUGGUUGGCGAUCUAAUCCGAUAGGUCUUGGCCAAAAUUGCACCCACUUCUUUUGUCCGCUGGGUGGGACCACCUGAACGACUACUCCGGAACGCACUUCCUGUUCCUGGUAUGGUCUGGCAGAUGCGCUUAUCUUAGUCGACAAUGGCGGACGUGCUCAUUUAGUUGGACAUCAUAUCGUCCGCUUUCUCUCUCCAAGUCUCCAGUCUCCACGAGAACAAUGG
Messenger RNA from Aspergillus candidus, 1452 nucleotides. RefSeq lists its product as uncharacterized. NCBI's taxonomy places the organism in Eukaryota, Fungi, Ascomycota, Eurotiomycetes, Eurotiales, Aspergillaceae. The coding region runs from base 640 to 1095 and encodes 151 amino acids. The record is from RefSeq and is a predicted model, not a curated record. The transcript is spliced from 2 exons.